This is a messenger RNA of Mizuhopecten yessoensis (Yesso scallop), 3593 nucleotides long. RefSeq names its product single-minded homolog 2-like. The record is from RefSeq and is a predicted model, not a curated record. Bases 1348 to 3576 code for a protein of 742 amino acids. The transcript is spliced from 10 exons. Gene Ontology annotation, molecular function: protein dimerization activity; RNA polymerase II transcription regulatory region sequence-specific DNA binding; DNA-binding transcription factor activity, RNA polymerase II-specific. NCBI's taxonomy places the organism in Eukaryota, Metazoa, Mollusca, Bivalvia, Pectinida, Pectinidae. Gene Ontology annotation, biological process: regulation of transcription by RNA polymerase II. Gene Ontology annotation, cellular component: nucleus; cytoplasm; transcription regulator complex.
UUUAUUAUAUAAAGAAUACAAUGUACGAAGAUAGAUAAAAUGAGAAUAAUUUAUCUAUAGAAACGAUUGCAUCACAUUGUGCCCUGCCCGCUCGGCCUGUUAAUCACUCACUUUAUGUGUGGGCUUGUGAUUUAACUAGUGUUAUUCGUGCCAAUAUUUCUCACCAAAUAGGUGUUAUACCUGUCCACAUAAAGUGGGAAAAAAAAUCUUGUCACUUACAUUAUUUCUACUAACCAGUGACUAAAAGAGUGUAUACCUGAUGUUUUUUUCCAAAUCCAGAAAUCGCGGUACAUAAUCGACAGUAAUUGUUUCACAAAUACACGACAAAUAUCACUCAAUUGGCAUUUUCAUCGAUAAAAUCCUCUUUAGAAAUAAUUGGCCAAUCAAAAUACUCCUUUGUAGUAAUUGGCCAAUCAAAAUCCACAUUAUCCGUUCUCGGCAGUCCUGAUAGACCGUUAACAUUUGCAUAUUGCAAUUUCAUUUGUCCUUCGCUUCGAGUGGGAGUAAACAAAUGUGAAUAGAACACGAGGAGUGUUCCGUCAAACACUACACCGUGUCGUGUCAAUUUAGUAAGAAAAAUAUAUCUGAAGUUUGUGUGAAAUUUUCUAGGUGAUUACACACAUAUGGCGUUUACUAGUGAUAUCGUAUAGACGUGUACUACAAUCGUUAUCAGUAUAUUGUCACACUGUGUACGUAGUGGCACUCGCCUGGUUCCCUACAUACGGCUAGUCCUUCCAAAAUAGUCAUCGUCUCUACUUAGUGGCCACACUCUGUGGAAACAUAUAUCUCAACUCAAAAGGGCACACGUAAUCCGUCUUCACGCCGACCUCUUGGAGGAAAACAACAGUGAAACUUACACGAGUGUCAGUCAGUCCUACACUAGACGGAUACCUGCACGAGUCACAAUCUGCCGUUCUACUGAUUGUGGACAAGAUUUUCACAGCUUUUAUACCGAAUCGCAAUAAUCGACAUCUCACAUCGGCCCGUGUCUGCUCGCCCAUCCAAGAUCGUGCUUAAUCAAGCAAAUUUAAGUUUUUCGUCGAAUGGAGCUGGGCCCGUGUUUGCCUCACGAGAUGGAGUGCUCUUGAAUGUACAGUAAGAAUAACAGACGAACGUGAUAUCGUAUACAUUUGGAACCGCCGUCUAAUCACAUCGGUCUCAGUUCGUGAUAUUCACACGGAAUUUCAACACGGGAAAACUUUUCCUAUAUCCCUCAAAACUUUGCUGGUCAUUGUAUGAGAUUAACAAAGUUCUUCCUAUCUAGGAAAAACUAAGGGAUCAGUUGAGCGAAGGAUACGGCACGUUCUGCGGACGGAACAACAACAUGAUUAGCAACGUUGCCGGAACAUGAAGGACAAGUCUAAAACCGCCGCCCGGACCCGGAGGGAGAAGGAAAAUGCGGAAUUUUAUGAGUUGGCGAAGAUGUUGCCUCUGCCCUCCGCCAUCACAAGUCAGCUGGAUAAGGCGUCCAUUAUACGACUGUCUACAAGCUACCUCAAGAUGCGGACAGUGUUCCCCGACGGUCUUGGUGAUGGUUGGGGACGAAGACAGAUUGGACAUAGAACUCGGCUCGACAAGGAACUCGGAUCCCAUUUAUUACAGACGUUGGACGGGUUUAUAUUUGUUGUUGCGCCUGACGGUAAAAUUUUGUACAUAUCCGAGACUGCGUCUGUACACCUGGGACUAUCACAGGUGGAGCUGACAGGAAGUAGUGUAUUCGAGUAUAUCCAUCCAUCAGAUCACGAUGAAAUGACCGCCGUCCUGUCCCUCCACAACCCCUAUCACUCACACCUGUUACAAGAUAUUGAAAUAGAAAGGGUUUUCUUUAUACGCAUGAAAUGUGUUCUAGCUAAACGGAAUUCUGGUCUAACGAAUGGAGGUUACAAGGUGAUACACUGUAGCGGUUAUAUGAAGAUUAAACAAUACACUAUGGACAUGGCGCCGUAUGACGGGUGUUUCCAGAACAUGGGUCUGGUUGCCGUUGGACACUCACUUCCGCCCAGCGCAAUAACAGAAAUCAAAAUGUUUAGCAACAUGUUCAUGUUCCGAGCCAGCCUCGAUCUCAAACUCAUUUUUCUUGAUGCCAGAGUUGGCCAGCUGACGGGUUACGAACCACAGGACCUGAUAGAGCGCACCCUGUAUCACUACAUACAUGCCUGUGAUAUUAUGCCUAUGAGAUUUGCUCACACCACCCUGCUGUUAAAAGGUCAAGUGACCACGAAGUACUACCGGUUUCUGACUAAAGAUGGCGGGUGGAUUUGGAUGCAGAGUCACGCGACAAUCGUCCAUAACAGUCGGUCCUCCCGCCCGCACUGUAUCGUCAGUGUUAAUUACGUCCUUAGCGAUUUGGAAGCAAGGGGACUUCAGAUACAACUGGAACAGACCAUCACGAAAGAGCCGUCUCCUUUCUCCAAUAUAUCAAACAGGUCGACGAGUAAGCUUCGCUCAUCCAAACCAAAAUCUAGACGAUCGCCGUACCCUCAUAUCGCGGAGAACCCAGAGUACAAUCAUGGCGAUAUGGCGGUCGAUAGGUCACCACUGGACUUCAUGUCCGAUCCCGCCACUCAGGAACUUCUCUGUGCUAACAGCGCGCCCCAGGCCGUUCUAGAAUGUGGGGAAAAGUUACCAAACAUGUACUCACCUCAGUACACACAAGGACUAAUUUCUGAUCUCUACCAGUUCCAGGCGCAGCAGAGGUACAUAGAUGAGAGACUCCAGUACCGUGAUAACGAGGAGGAGAAAUUCUAUCCAAUGAGGAACCUGGAGGCAUAUCCUGGAUAUAUUCCUCCUCACAAUGGACAUUGUAGCCCUCGACUCACACACAUGGACCACCAUGAGCGACAGACUAUGUCACCUCAGUUUGAUUAUAGACCGUCCGGGCCGUGUUCUCGAAGUAGUUCUCGAGACACAACAUUCGGAACCCCUCAGGGAUAUGCAUGUCCUUUUAGCAAUAGGUCUGAAUCGUCUGCUUCUGAUGUUGAUGUUGUAAGUGACGAAUACGAAAAGCAGCACCAGCCUCGAACUGACACUCUCCAAGUUAAGUUUGAUAAUAUUUUAGAAACAAAUAGCUUGAAUAUAAAAGAGGAGUCGUACAAGUCACCGUCACGGUUGGGUGAACAGACGAAAAUAGUGUCUCCUAUACGUGAAAAUCUCCAACAGUCUGUAAUCAUGCUGCGGCCGUCCCGACCGAUGUACCCGUCAGACACCGUGUCUAUCAGGAGUACGGAGGACUGCUGUCAGUCCGUCAUGGAACGUUCUCCAAGCGCUGACAAACUGCCAGGUCAGACAGAUUUCACGAAGUGUGCUACUGAGUCUGCACCAGCGGACGACGUAUACGUGCCAGACGGCGCCGUGGACAACGACAAAAUCAUGGAUGUUCGAAUGAUGCACGAGAAAAACUUUUAUACGCAAUGUCUUCGUGCUGCAUGCGCUUAUGAUAAUUACAAUCAAAGUAACCUGAACCAUACAGCGUCAACCUCCAGUCCAAGGCCGUACACUGUAGGGCCUCAGGCUGGCUACACCAGUGUUAUAGUGGACACCCAGCAAUAUCACCUCGCUAAUGGCUACGUACAUUGAGGCCCGGGACAUGUAUA